Molecule: messenger RNA, 1841 nt
Organism: Sesamum indicum (sesame)
Lineage: Eukaryota; Viridiplantae; Streptophyta; Magnoliopsida; Lamiales; Pedaliaceae
Product: WAT1-related protein At4g01440
Cellular component (GO): membrane
Molecular function (GO): transmembrane transporter activity
Source: RefSeq, a predicted model, not a curated record
CUACCUUGUGUGGCACUGUGCUGUGAAGAUGAGGAUGCCGACAAUCAUUUCAAAGGAGAAUUGGAUGCUAAACCUGUGAGAACCAUUUAUCCUUCAACCCCACUCGUAGAUGCUGGUGGCUAGUUAGAGUAGGAUUAUGUAGAAGAAAGAGAUUGACUCACAUGAUAAAUUCUAAACAAAUCAAACACAGGAGAUGCUCAUUAAAAAACUCAGUGGUCGAUAGGGGGACUUGGCCCCUCUUCGUUGAUAUAUCAAACAGCAAUGUAGACUUUUUUGUUGAUUGAUUCUCAGAAAGUAUUCUUUGAUUUCUUGGAAAGUAGCAGUAUAAAGCAAGACAAUAUGCACUAAACUACUCGCCAAAUUGGGAGAUUGAAGCAUUGAAGGGACAGAAAGAAUUUCUGAUCUUGCUUGGAGUCCUCUUGAGAGUUCAAACAAAUGCUUAUAUAGCACAGAUGUCUGCUAAACAUUUGCUCUUUGACUCAUAGAGAGAGUUGAAGUACAAAAAACAACACAACUCUCUGUCAAGACCAGUAUGAAGAACUUUGCCAAAUGGUACCCGGUUAUAGCAAUGAUAGCUAUUGAUCAGGCCUUUGCAAUUAGUAAUAUACUCCUCAAGAAGAUUGUUGCUGACGGGAUCAACCGUUGGGUCUUCAUAACUUACCGCCAGCUGAUUUCUGCUGUCUUUUUAUCCCCGUUAGCUUUCAUUUUGGAAAGGGGAAGCAGGCCUAAGCUGACUUUAAGCAUAUUGUGUGGCCUUUUCGUGAGUGCAAUUAUCGGGGCAUCUGUAACACAAUAUCUCUUCCUGCUUGGUAUAGAAUAUACCUCUGCGACUUUCUCGUGUGCCUUCCUUAACAUGGUUCCUGUCGUCACGUUUUUAAUGGCUUUACCAUUUGGUUUUGAGAGAGUGAACAUACAAUACAGUAGCGGAAGAGCCAAGGUGGUAGGUGCAUUAGUGUGCGUUGGAGGUGCAAUUUUGUUGACUCUUUACAAGGGAAUGCCGUUGAUCCACUUCUCUGACCCACAAUCGGUUGCUCAAUCCAUGGAACAGCACGCAAAGCUGGAUUCACACGUUGGAAGAGAACGAUGGGCUAUUGGUUCUGUGGCCUUAUUUGCAGGAACUCUCUGCUGGUCCUCAUGGUUCCUUCUUCAAACAAAUAUUGGAAAGAGAUAUCCAUGCCAGUACUCCAGCACUGCCAUCAUGGCUUCCUUCAGUGCUGUACAGUCGGCUAUUUUGAGUCUGUCCAUUGAUAGGGAACUCUCCGUCUGGAUUUUGAAGAGAAAAUCUGACAUCUUCAUCAUCCUUUACGCUGGAAUGAUAGGAUCAGGAUUGUGCUUCGUGGGAAUGUCAUGGUGUGUCAAGAAACGAGGUCCUGUUUUCACCGCAGCCUUCAGCCCUCUUGUGCAGAUAAUGGCAGCCACAGUCGAUGUGCCCAUCUUACACGAGCAACUUCAUCUUGGAAGUUUAAUAGGAUCAGCUACUGUUAUUGCUGGAUUGUACAUUCUGCUGUGGGGCAAGGACAAAGAAAUGCAAAAGCAGGAGCAAAAGUUAGUCCAAGGAAGUGAAGAGAUAAAGGAUCAAGAGCAAGAGUUCCAAGUUAUAAAAUUAUCAGUUGAGUCGGGGCGCCCGUGAUGUCAACCAGCUUACCCAAAUUCUGCUCUGAUCCAAAGACUUCCCUUUGGAAUGCAUAGGUUUAGCAAUUACCAUCUCCAAUUUUCGACCUCUUUUACAGUGUAACAGAUUGAGCAGAAGUUGCUUAAUUUUGAACCAGAGAUGGUAUCAGUUUGUACGACUUGCAACUGUGAAAAAUUCUAAGUUUAUGACAUAACAAGUCAAGAUGCCA